Messenger RNA from Xyrichtys novacula (pearly razorfish), 41244 nucleotides. Lineage: Eukaryota; Metazoa; Chordata; Actinopteri; Labriformes; Labridae. The record is from the annotation of a GenBank genome assembly.
AUGUGUGUGAUAGAGAGGGAGGGAGGGAGGGAAAGGGAGACGGCUCAAUCGGGGCACAGAGUAGGUGAAAGUGUGUGUGCAUGUGUGAAUGAAAGAGAAAAAGAGAGGCUGCACAAUAGAGGGGCUCAGGCUACCUCACAGCGGUUAGAAGGCAUGAAAAUGUGAUUUUUAAAAAGAAAAAAGAAAAUCACUUUUUCUUAUUUUUCCUUAUCUAUAUUUCAUGACUUGGAUCUUUCCUCACGUUUUCUAAUCCGGGUUCCUUUUUUUUUUUUUUUUACUCUUUUUGUGGCUUAUAAAGGAGGUCACUGCGGAUAAAACGAGGAGCAACACAGCCUGAACUGCAGAUUAAAAGGUAUUUACUUUUUAUGCACAUUAAUACUGUGAUGUUAAGUAUAAGGAUUGAUAUGAAUGAGAUCAAUUGCAUUGUUUAUCUCACAUUUAUAGCAAUGGAAAGUGUUGAUAACUGAAAAAAAGAUGCAGAGGAUAUGGACUAUUUAAACAAGUGAUGUUAAACUUAAUACAAAAGACAUGGCAUAAGAAAAAAACUGUGCAAACCAAAGAGAAAGAAAUAACAUUGAGCAUCAAGGUGCGAAAAGGAUGAAAGUUACUGUUUUUUUAAAAAGAAUAGAAAUGGGUGCUGCUUUAGUGGUGACAGAGCGAGAGAGAGGGGAGGGGGGCUUGUCCUCUUGGGUCCAGUGUUUUCUGUGGGAGGGGAGAGAGAGCAAAGUGGGACAGAGAAAGAAUUAAAAAGACUACAGAGCCUUCAAAGACAAGUCAAGAAUAAUUGCGCGUAUCACUCAAGAACAGCUUUGUGUCUGAACGGCACAGAGCUGCAUGCUCCAUUUUAGUGCAUGCAUGCUUUAUUAGCCACGGUUUGCAACAUGAGGCGUCUGCUUAAAGAGGGUUUGCAGAUUUAUUUGCUUUUAGUUCCGAAAUUAAGAUUACAAAAAGACACAUUAAAGGGGACAUCCUCUACUAAAAGACUGCAUCCAGACUUUUCCUAUCAGACACAGUAGUCAGCGAUGGUGGAAGAGUUCAUUUCUCUGCUACAUCCAACUUUAUGGCCAUAAUUAAAUCCUUUGGGACUAGUUAAGACUCUGUUCCAUGUAGAUAACCUCAUGUUCAUUAUGAUCUGUACAUCGCAGCAUAUCAAAAUUGCUCCCCCAACAUUACAAAUAGGUUAUGACCUGUUGUAAUUUAGUUAUACAUGCACAGAAGAAAAAUGGGGAAUCACUGAUGGAGAUAAAAUAAGCUAGGAAUCAUUCUGGGAGUCAGGAUGAAAAAGUAUGCUUAUGUAAAACCUUUCUUUUAUGUAAUACCGAUUUAAAUACUUUCCAGACACUCCCGGUGUUGUUUAAAAUUCCCACAGAGAGAAACGAGAGCUCAUCAACACCCACAUUUCACACACUUCUUCAGCUACAACCUGUCAAAAUCGUUACCUGUUUGCAGUAUUUAUGGUGUCAGCCGGUGGAAAGGUUCGAAACUCUCGAAGGACCCAAGAGAACUGACUCACACAUACCUGAAGACACACAUCCACACACCACAUACACACACAUACAGUGCAGUGUGUUCCAGCCUUGUGCGCUCUCAUCCUAUAGAUACAACAUAAUUGACUUUGCACAGCCUCCAAAGACCAGCCUCUCACAGACACAGUGUAAUGCACAAUAAGCACACCGGCUUUUAAAGUGUAUUUUGCUCUAGAAGUGCACCAGGGGGAUUCAUUUGGAGAAGGAAGAGGGAAAAAAAAACAGGCAAUUUAGAGUAGAGGGGGAACACUAAGAUUAAUGGCUUCCCAAACAACAGAGAACAAUUAGUCAUAAUGGGACAAAGACCUGUGACGUUAUCAGCAGAGAGGGGACUGGGUGAUUAUACCAAAUCUGUUACUAAUGCCAGAAGAGAAUGUGAUUAUGAAACAAUUGAGGGAAUGAUGAAAGACUAUAGGGGAAUACACUGGAUUGGAUGUGUCCGUUAGAUUGAGGAAAUCUCCAACAGCACUGCCUACUUAUUUCCGCUCCAUCCCGUCUUGUCUACUGCUGUUCUUGCCUGCCUGGUCCUGUUCUAUCUUCUCCUGGCUCAGUAGAAAGAGCAGCAGUCAAUAUAAAGAGGCUGGCCAUGUGUAAAGCAGAUGUGACAAUGCUAUAUGGUCCAGUUAUUCCCCAGGGGUUGGUAUGGAGAGAGUGUAGAACAAAGGACAAGUAUCCUGUGUGAAUAUUUCCAGCCUGCUGCUGUGGAGCAAACCAGCCAGGCUCUAUUAGUUACAAGCCACUGCUGUAUUCAUAAGGCAAAAAUGCAAAAUCCAUAGCAAAAUGCUCCUUUAAUAAGUCCUUGGGGAGUAUUAAAGUAGGCUAAAGCUGUAAGAGGCAGAAAAACACAAUAUAUAUAUACGCACAAAAACUCAUAUUUAUGCCACAACAUGGAAAGACACAAUCAUUUAUCUUUUAACUUAAUGUUGCACAAUCUGGGUAAAUGCUGUAAAUGCCACAGACAUGACAUUUAAAGUGACAUUAAUAAAUAAACUUGAUAUAUAAUUCCAUGUUUAAAUGAAGGUUAUAAUCUUAUAUGGUUUUUAAUGAACGGUUAUUUGUGGAACUGAGAGAGCCUCCUUGUUGUGCUCAUUAAGAUGGAACACCAGAGAAGAGCAGUUUCCCCUGACUCUGCAGGCUUUUCAUUAUUACAUAGAGGGAGAUUUCCCCCUGGGGAAAGAUCUGGAGGAUUGCCGUAAGCCAAGAAAAACAGAAGCCAGCAAACUGUAACGCAUCCACCGUGCUGAGGAAUCCAAAGUUUAGCUCCAGCUCCACAAUUUAUGAACACCACUUGGAGUCAAUGGCUGAAAAAUGAAGUCAUACUUUUUGCACAGAUGACUCAAAGCAACAACUGGGAUGCACUGAUUACAGAGACUUCAAGACACAAAUGGGUGUCUGGCAGCUUUAAAUCAGCCACCAGUUGGAGUAUGUAAGACUACUUCAUGAUGUGAAAAAAAGUGUAAUAUCUCACAGUGCUAUCAGGUAAAUUGGAAAUUAUGCACCUUCAGGUGUAUAUUAAUGUUCCCACCUCAUCAUCUUCACUGUUUGCAGUGGUGGCACUAACUGAAUCACUAUCUAACAAAAGCAACAGCUUCUUGGCUUCCUUUUAAAGCCCGCAGAGUCAGAAGGCUCCUCAGUUGGUGAUUUACACUCAGUUUAAAACAUAGAUUGUAUAUAAGAAGUGGACAUAGCAGAGGGCAAUGCCAUUGGCUAUAACAGUGACUAAAAGGCUUUAUUUUCUAACCAAUAUUAAAAUCCUAAUCAAUAUCAUGGCUUACAUGAAUUUACAGAUCCACACUAUCAACAAUCAUCAGCUUCAGUUGGCUACCGUGUGGUUCAAAUAUGAGCCGAUAGUAUGUAUAGUAUAGUAUAGUAUGUGUUUUCUUGAUGGUCCUAUUUGACCCUUAAUCCAAUGACGUCUCAGUAACUGUGUCCACUUUAAUAUACAGUCUGUGAUUUACAGUUGUAUUGAUAUAAUGGAGGUAGUGGACAGAAUAUAGCAGUAUACCAUAUUGAUAGAAAGUGAACAUUUAACACUCUCAUUGCUUUUCCCAUCCACAACUAACCUUGGUCGAGUUGCUCCCCAAACCUAGAUGGUGGUCCAGUUUGGUAUCCACUGUGACUUACUUUCAGUGUUGUUGCUUGUUAAUUUAGUCCUAAGUUUUGUAUUGAAUCCUGUGUUUGAAGUGAAAAGCUGUUAAGGCCCUGUAUGUAGUGUAAAGUUAUAAUAAAAGUCAAUUAUAAGUUUUAAGGAUAUAGCUAGGGAUAAAGGCUGUAACUUAUUACACCCUGUUACAUGGUAGGUGGGCGAACUGUAAUGGGGUCUGACAGGCAUCGACAUGGUCCUCACUUUGUCAGCCAUGCCUAACAGCAUUUAUUAGUGUCUUGUUGACUUUUGUCUCUUAGUGUUACCUUUGUGUUGAUGGACGUGCAAGGUAAGUGAAGCUGUCAUGAGUGCAUAGUCUAUUUGUGGCUCUUUAUCUGCCAUAAAAUCCACCUUGAAGCCUUAAACCUGCGCUCAUAUCCGUGUGUCUGAUUACUUUGUCUGUGGCCUGCUUUCAUUGUAUUUGAGGCCUGUGGUUUUUGGUCGAGAGCUCUAGGAAAAGUAUUAAAAGAGAAGUGUGUGUGGAAAAAAGUUUUGAUACCAGGAGCUCAGAAAAUGUUGUUUCAUUAGAAGUGUUUUGAAACUGCAUCUGUGUUUCUUCACGUCCUCUGUUGUUGUGCAACAGAAGGUAACCUGCUGUGCAGUUGCUUUUGAAGUCUCUGUUUUCAUGACAUUUUUAAUGCACUCUCCGUCAUAUCAUCUGUACAGAGUGAGAAGGAAGUUUGUGUUACAUGAAACUGACUAAGAAUCCCAGAUAUUACUUUUAAACCCACAGGAUUGCGACAACAGCACCCACACAAUGUAACACACUGGAGUGAGGUUUCAGUGCUGCUACAGACAUGACCAUGGGCUGGGGAUUUAGUUUUAUUUAAUUCAUUACUAAAAGGAUGAGCUAAUAAUUAAACGGGCAAUAAGAACAUUAUGUCUGAUAUAUUGGCUCACAUGGGUGGUCUCAUUAUUCUACCAUAAUAACCCCUCAUAGUUUAGGUGAAAUAUUAAGUUGUAAGGAAUAAAGUGCAUUUCAUUAACAUUGUACCAGGGCUAAAAGUGCAGGCAAUUUAUGUGAGUGUAGUUUGAAAUCUUACAUCCUAGAGGUAUUGGCUAUCAUAGGUUAUGUAUUCCAUAUAAGGUCAUGAUUGCAUGACAUUAAUAUGUGCGUUUUUUUGUGUUUUUUUUUGCUUUGGUUUGGGCCGUAGUUAGUUUUCAACAAGUGCAUCUAAAAAAACAAUAUCAGGGAGUUCAGUAUUUUCCAUCUGUCUUUUAAAAAAGUAAAAUUUUAAUAUAUUCUCGCCUCCUGUAAACAGAAAACUUUCAAGUGUUUUCUGUUUUGAUUUAAACAAUUAGAGCCUGCAAAUCAAAAAACGUAAAAAAACAUAUCUUAAAGUAUUGGAAAAUCAAGUCUGAGUGAAGUACCAUUCACAAAGUAUAAAAAACUCAUGGUCAAGGUCAGUACACUUAACAUCAGUCAUAGGGAAAACUGCUGACUCAACAGUUUGUCUAAAAGGCGAGCAUCGACGCCCUGCACGAGGAGGGUAAACCACAGAAGGUCAUUGCUGAAAAGGCUGGCUGUCCACAGAGGCUCUACUAGAGCAUAUUGAUUGAGAGUGGACUGGAAGGAAAAAAGUGUGGCGGGAAAAGGGAUAACCGCAGCCUUGAAAGGACUGUUAAAAAAUGCUGGUUUAGGGGACACCUUAAGAGAAGGGGCUAAAACAGUGACAUUCGUAGUGUCAAGCCAUCCCUGAACCAGAGACAACGUCAGAAGCAAGGAAAACAAAAACUAGGUUUUUGCGCAGUGGUCCAAAGUCCUCUUUUCACACAAAAGGAUAUUUUUCAUUUUAUCUGGAUAUUAAGGUUCUUGGGUGUGUAGGAAGGUGGAAAGGCAAAGAGGUGUUUGAAGUCAGGGAUGAUGUUUGUGAGUCUGUAAGGAUUGGAGAGCCAUGUCAUCUGCUGAUGCUGGUUUACUGUGUUUUACUGGGUUUAAAGUUAACACAAUGGUCUACAAAGAAAUUUUAGAGCACUUCAUCUGUCCAUCUGCUGACAAGCUUUAUGAUGAUGUCAUUUCUGACAGACCUGUUCCAGCUGUACCCAGCACCUGUCCACAGUGCCAAAACUACAACUAAAUGGUUUGCUGACCUUGACUUUGCUUGAUCAGCCAGCAAUCUGGCCUGAUCGGAACCCCAGAGAGAGUCUGUGGGGUAUUUGUCAAAAAGGAAGAUAAGAAACACCCAACCCAAAAACACAGAUGAGAUGAAGGCUGCUAUCAAAUGCUUCAAUAACACCUCAGCAUUCAUGGAGCCCCAACUAAUUACUGAAAGUACAAACAAGCAUACUUUUUUUUCUCGACUUUUUGAUCACAUUUUUGAUUGAUCUCAAGAAAUAGUCUAAUAAUUUGAGAUGCUGAAUUUCUGGUUUUUAUGAGCUAUAAGCCUUAAUUAAUCAAAAUCAAAACAGAUGUAAAUAUUUAGCAGUACAGAAGAUGAAUAGAGAAUAUAUGAAACAUUUACAUUUUGAAUAAAAUUAAGGACAAAAAAUUCAUUUUUGACAGUAUUCUUAUAAUUUAGAUGCACUUGUGAAUCACUUAUUGAGAGAUUGGAAAUAUAACACUGUAAUUAUGUAGUAUUUAAUUUUGUUUACUCAUAAAAAAUCGGAUAAACUGGUAACCGCUAUGCCUCCUCCUCUCGUCCAUGACACAUUUGUUUGCUCCCAAGGUGUCAUUAUCAUUUUAUAUGAAGAAUUGUUAACAGGUCUUAUCUCUACAUCACUAUUUCCCUGUGUGUAUUGUCUGUGUGGGAUCUUCCCAUAUUGAAAAUUAAAAAAUAAUGUCCCUUAUUGAAGCAGGGCAGAUUUCAUGCAAAUCCAUUUCUUAUGCAUUCAGUGUGCUUGCAUAUGUUAGUAAUGACAUGAAAAAUUAUAAAGCUGGAAGAUUUUUAAAAGACACAGUAGAGACGUAUUAAAUCAGAUAACAGUGAAUAUUAAAUCAUGGCUAACUGUUGCUCUUGAUACAUAGAGCAGGUGGUCCAUUAAUGUGGUCAGAUCCAUUUGCAUGCAGAUGAAUUGGGACUUGCGGUCCCAGAACAGCUCAACAUAUGGCCUGACUUACCACAUCUCAACACAACCUCAAUGCAUCUUGGUGCACUUCCCCCUGAAUAUAACCAUAUACUUGUGAUCACAACUCAGGAUGCAUAUCAAAACCAGUUGAAAACAAAGUUUGAGUAAACGUGCCAAAGAAUGUUUACUGCGAAAAGAAGGUCUUAAAAAUAGCACAAAGGCUCUUCACUCCUAUAUCUGUGCUGCAUUGAGGUCUCCCAGCCCAUCCGGCCAAGUUUAGCCCAAGCGAAGCUCACAGCGCAUGCUCCACCUGACCCAAUUAUAUCCAGUCUGAGGGGAAAGAUAGCCCACUUUGAUUUACAGGAGACCAGCAGCCAAGCUCGCGCUGAGUGGUCUGCCACUCAGUGCUAUUUUUUUCUAGACCUUUUCCAGGACAGAUGUGUUUCAGAGCUGUCUGCAGUCAAACAUCUGUGAAACAUCAGACGAGCAGUGUGUAACCUGUUAAAAUAAAGUUAAAUAAAUUACGUUUUGGCCCUUUUAUCCUUUCAAAGUUUGCUGCUGGAAAGAUGGAGCACGAAGCUGGAAAAUAAAUCAAAAGAGGAGGCUGUUUAUUGUUUAACUGAGAGCUGACAGUAAUUAUUUUAAUCAUCUGCUUUAUCACUGAUUUGCACGGUUGUGAUUGUUUGUUUGAUUAGCACGAGAUACGCAGUUGAGUGAGAGGCGUCUGUUCAUGAUGGAUGGAAGAUUCUCCUCCCACUGUAGAUGAAAAGCCAGAAUCUUCACAUACAUUGGUGGAAGAUUGAAGGUCCCAUGAUUUUUAAUUAAGCUCUUGAAUCGAACGAUUCUCCAUGCUGAGAUUUAAUAGCUGCUUGAAAAUGCCAAGCCUUGUCAUUGCAACAGAAAGGACACAGAUUAAUUAAAUUAAACAUCCUUGAUCCUUAUUUCAGUGGUUUUUAAGGGAACAGAGACAAUGAAACUUGACGGAUUUGUCCUUUAAAGCUAACUUUAUUGAUUGCUGAUGACAUAGGGUACACACUUAUCAAAGCACUUCCCCCCGAAACCCUACGUCAGAGCACCACCCCCAGACUAAGCUAGAGAUGCACCAUUCAUAUAAAAACCAAGUUCUUCUUUUCUCCCUGAUGCAGUGACUCAUCCCAUCCAUGCUGCGUUGGAGCAGGUUUAGAGUGCUCUCAAAUGUUCCCUGUCACUGGCCUGUGUGAAGGAGGCUGAAGGGUGGAGACCCAGUGAAAAGAGAGGGAUGUAGAGGACAGAACUUGGCCGCUCCACUUUUUCAGGACGUAAAAGUGGGACAAUCUGUUCCUUGGAUGAUCUCCAAUUCUACUUUCUGGGGACCAAUACACUGAAAAUAUAUCUAUACACAUGCUCUGUCCUACAUAGAGGGAGUGUGAGUGACAGAGAGAAGGAGGUGAAGAGAGAAAAAGAGAAAAUAUAUGUAUCUGUUGAACCAUGGGGUCUUCUCUACACAUUUUCUGUGACCGUUACGAUUCAUUUGGGACCGGCCAAGAGAGAAAAUACCCCUGACGAGAACACAGAUGCUCUGUCGCAGGGAAUCCUAUUCUUAGAUGAAAUGUAGAGUUGGUAAGAUGUUUAGAAAAAAUAAUCCUUUUGAGUUGUUGAAAUAUUAUAACACAGGACAGAAACACUUAAAUAAUCUCACAGAUCUAAAUUGCAUAUUUGCAUUUUAGAAAUGUUGAGCUUGAUUUAGUAUUAACCCAAUGCAUAAUGUUUGUUUACAAGUGCCCAAAGGACUAAAGCAAUCUAAUUCAUUAUUGCAGGUCUGCUUUGCAAAAACCAAGAUCCCUGUAUAAUCUCAGAAAAAGAAGAAGAAACCAUGAUGAUGCUUUUCCAUCCAUCAUUUUGCUCCCCAGGUGCCCAAGGACGGGAUCUAUCUCUGUCCUCGUUAUCAUGAAUAAUCUGUUGCUGAUUCUUCAUCUUACUUUUACUCCAUUUUCUUACCGGUCGUGGAUGUAGAUCUAUAAAAAUCUUCUCUUUGAGACUUAACAGGGCCUCUAAUCAUGAGCGUUAAAGCUGCUGUACUGGCUUCCCAUGGGCGGAUCGGCACGUAUACUUCUGAACUCAACAGAUGUCCUUCUUUCUGCCCUUGUGUUGCAUGAAUUCUGAAUUUUUUAAUCCAAGUUCUGAGUUAGAGGCAGAUGGAAACUGAAAGACAUUUUUCUUGUGUAAUUUUUCUUGUUGGACAUAGAUGAAUGUUUUCAGGACACAUCCAGUUUUUACACAAAAAAAAAGUGAAAUUGCAUGAGAUGAGUUGUGUUAAGAUCUCUAGAUGCAUCAUUUUGUAAGGACAGAGUAAAAUAACACAAGAUAGGGUUAAAUAUACCUUAUUUGACCUUAUCAUUGGGGGAGUUAAUUCAUUACAACGGCUUCCAGCUAAAGACAAAGGUAAAGCCAGUAAUGGAGGGAGACGAGUAGUUAAUGACAACGAUUAAUUAGAGUGAUAAUAUUGUAAAAAUAAGUGUAUAUACCAUGUACACAUCUCACUGAUGGAUGAUGGGUUAUUGACCAGUGGAAGUGAAGGCCCCUAUACCCCAUUUCUUACCGAAUUUUUCUGAUGUGAAAAUAUAACCCUGGACAACAAUAAAAUAAGCUUGUGAGUCAUGUUGAAAUAGAGAGAUUGUGUGAAAAAUUAGUUUUCUUCCCUGACAGAAAUUGCAGACAGUCUGUUUUGCCAAGACACUGAAAGGUGUUCCCUCCUUCCUCCCUUUUCUAUCUGCAGACAGAGUAAGACCCAGGCGAGUUGAAUGGCUAGUACAUGCACAGUAAGGCCAAACAGCUAGGAAAGGGACGCUGACAGUGUCUGAGUUAUUGUUAUGGCAGAGCGUAGGAGAUGAGUGACAUGACGGGGAAGGCUGGGAUGAAAUAAGUUGAGACAUCCAUCAUGCUAGAGGAGAAAGAUUGAAGAGCUUUGAUUGGAUGUGCCAUAGUUAGAACAUGAAGCAUUAUUUACCACACAAAAACUCUGGACCUCCUUUCAACUUGUCUUCAUCUCAACUUUCCGGUUGAUUUUGGCUCAGUUUUCCACUCGCUCUUAUCCCUGCUUUCCUCUCACCGCCCCACGCCUUUUCUCAUUCUGAUUACUCUGCUUUAUGCAAACUAUGACUCUCUCCAUCUUCUCUCUCCCGUGUAUUUCCCUUUCGCUUUUACAUCCCAAUUAUAAGACUCCUGUCUUCUCUCAGCCUGCCCUUUGAGUUUCUUAUCUUGCCUUGUGCAGACUCAAUGUUGUUCAAUAUUUGAUGAGACUUUGUUCAUAAAUCAGCCUCCUCUGUUGUCUCCUGGUGUACUUGAAUGAUAGUGUUAAUCUCCAAAACACACUGUUAACACACUUGUCUUUGUCAGCAUGUGAUAAGAAAGGCAUUUGGCCUAAAUAAGACAGAUACGUUUUGAAUAUAAAGAUCAAACUAACAGCUCUGGACGUUAGUAGGUCAAGUGGUGGGAUGAUCCAUAGAAGCACUGGUUGGAAACCUGCAUGUAGGUUUCUCUCUGUUACGGCUAUUUAGAGGCAUUAAGGGGUUCAUAUUUACUGCCAGUGGUAGAGAACCUUAAUGAAAAAGAGUUUUAUCUAUGCAGUAAAGCAGCUGUGUUGAGCCAACCUCAUAUUGUCUCUGCAUACUUUUCCCAAACGCGUCCACGGUGGUUUGAUCCCACUGCAACCCUGGCCUAGAUAAGCAUUAGAAAAUGCACGGAUCAAUGCUUGUUCUCAUUUCUUUUUAGGUUAUUUCUUUUCCAUUUGCAUUUAUUGACAGGGUAGUAGAAGACAGACGAGAAUUGCGGGGAGUAGAGAAAGGAAGAAGACAGGCAGUGAAGGGUUGCUGUAGCCUCUGGAUAUGAGGCAUGGGCUCCAAAUGCCAGGCCAAUCAGUGCUCUUCCUGUCUCAUGUUUUUUCGAAUCCCAGUUUUUAUGGCUUUUAUGGUUUUCUUGCUUUAAAGUGUUUGUGUUGAAGUAGCCUUUUCUUGACUGUGGUUCAAGACUGACACUGACCACUGUUUGGGUCACCAGAUGUGGUAAACAUUAAUCCAGAGCUAGGUUGAUUUUUGAUUAUUUGUUUGACGGGAUUAUUAGCUUAGAAGGGGAAGUCAACAGCAGAUAUAAUAUCACGAUAUACUGAGCAGUUCACCUCGAUAACAAUAAUGGAUGAUAACUACUCCACAAGCUGCUCACCCUAUCCCACAUUUACUUUGUCUGCUUCAGCCGCCGCUCCAGCCGCUCCAACUUUUGAUCCGUCCUCCAUCUCCUCACCUGUCUUUCCCUCUUUGUUACGGACUGGAUGGGGUGGAGUCAUGUCUCUGAUUUGGGUCCAAAUUAGAUUUAGUCUUAAAGGUACAUGAGACCAUAGCCUACCUACACACAUCCAAAACCAACUUUUAUUUAUUUAUUUUUUUUACACCAAAUAUAUUGACAUGGGCAAAAUUACCUCAGUUAUUGUUGUAAAUUUCAGUAUCGGUAAAUUUUUUGGUUUAUCGUCCAGCCCUACAUUACAUUUUCAUUCUCACUCUCAUUUUCACUCUUUUUUCCUCUUUUACCCAGAAGUGCCUAAGCAGCAGAUUUUUUUUAUCUAUUUAAUUAUUUAUUUAUUUUUUCCUUGGGGGGGGGGGGGGCAUACAGGCAUAGAGAUGAAAAACACAAACUUCUUUUUAAUAAAAGUAGCUGAGCUUCAUGUUGACCCAAAAGUUGCUGUCUAAUUGUCAUUUCCAGUGUUUGAAUGUAUGAAACUAUAAUGGUGGUUCGAUCCUGUGCUUUACAACCCCUGGAUCAGGACCCUCAUGAUGAGUCAUGCAUUAAAUCAGAGACCUUCUUAGGAAAAUUAAAGUACAGGGAAACUGAAAAAGUGUCUGAUUAUAAUUGAUGAGUCUAACCAAUCAGACACUUUUUAAUCUUUGCAUUUUCCAUCAUUGUAAUCAGUCUUUAUCUCAGACAUAUUUAAAAUUAAGAUGAGGCUUCCAAGACAGUGUUGUUUUAAAUAAGGCAACAAACUUCAAAAACUGCUUUAGGCCAUAAUAAAACAUUUAUGCCAGAUUCUGAUGCCUUUUACUUAUUUGUGAUAAGUCUGAUCUCAACCAAUCAGCCGCCACCCAUGUUUUUUAAGUUACUUUCUUGGCUGUUUUGCCUUUAUUUUAUAAUUCAGCUGAUAAAAGACAGGAAGUGUGAGGAGGAGAAAGCAUUUAUAAGUAAACUCAUAUGACCUUUCUCGCUAAUGUUUCUGUUGGCUGUUAAGCCAUUGGCUAGCUGCAUCAUCUCCAUCUUCGACUAUUUAUAUCAAGUAAGGCCACUGGUCACUGCUCCAGUUCUUCGUUGAUGUCCUAAGCCACCCAUUACUGUCCUGAUUUCAGUUAUGUCCCCAUAGUUUCAUCUAAUAUUUAGCUGACUUUCAUCUGAGUGUUCCCAUCUUUUUUGAAUGACAUUCAGAGCCUCAGUCAGACAGUGGGUGAAUUCCUGGCGCCCUCCACCGCUAUUAAGGUGGCUGCCGGCAAUGGUCCAGAUAUGCAUGAUGGCAAAGCCCCUCUGGCUGCACUUCACCACAGAAUAACCAGGACAGAACAUAUGGAAGCACCACAGUGCCAAAUUUUAAACACAUUAAGCAGUGAAUCAACCCUCAACCCGAGAGUUAACCUCCAAGGAAAGAUGGUUCAAGUAUGGCUGCAGUCAAUGCAAGUUGACUCAUAUUAAUUGAAAUUUGUAGCUGAAAGUAUUUCAGCUUUGGACAACCAUCAAGUUAUUUUCACUUUUUCAUGCCAAGCAUGUAUCAAAGUUCUCCUUCAUGCAAGACAUUAAUUCAGUUUCCAUUGAAAGAGUCAAAACUUAAGCCACUGUACUUCUUGGGUUUAUUUAACAGGACUGAGAAUGACUAUUGCUUUUAUUUAUUGAAAAAACUCUUACAACUUUUCAAGACACAUCAAAUUAAACAGAAUUUGAUUUCUAAACAGGUCAAACAACUUUAGUCCAAGGAAAGGCCAAAUUUGACAGAGGUUACUUGAUUGUAUUUACAAAAAAAUGGUGCCAUAAAAAAAACAUGUUCAUACAGGAGUUAUCUGGGUGAACUGAAAACAUAGUCCAAAGACCAAACAGAUUUCACGUAAUGCAGGUGAGUGGGAGUUGUAAUUUAAUUGAUGUUGCAGCAAAUCACAAGCCCCAUACAGGGGCAUUCCCAUUGGUCCCCUUCCACAAUUGAGAUUAAUUUGGCAUAUUUUAGGGCCCUGGGUACUUUGACACCACCCCACCCCCACCCCCACACCCCAGUCUGACCUCCUUGUUUUGCAGAUCCAAACCUUGAUUGUGCAGUUUUGCUUUAAUUCUCUGUCAGCCAUAUUGUUCCUAUUAAUGGUGUUACAGCUGAACAGAAGUUAUUGUAACAAGGUCAGGUAUACUUCUAAAAGUCAUCACAGUAUCUUGAGGAAAGUAGUAAAACACAACUUAACCAAGCUGUGAUGUCAGGGAUGGUGGAGGGACAGUGAGUCUUCGAAGAGUUCAAAUUCAAUACCGAACUGAUAAAUCCCACAACACAACAAAGGUUUAAAUGAUUGAUGUAUUAAAAUGUGUUUUUAUGAUGCAACUUUUCUUUGAAGAGCUCAUAUUUAGCCGUUAACCCUGAGUGGUGCUUAAGAUAAUCCUAGGUUGCCUCUAUUACCAUAAAGUAGUGAUGAUCUUGACCUCAUGUGAAACUAAACUGCACAUCCAACUCACUCCUCUGCACAAAACGUGUAAUGCAAAUUCACACAGUUUAUAUAUAGCCUGUCUUUCAUCAGUCUGCUAGUCCCUCAUGCAUUCCCAGUGGCUAAAUGGAAAAUGUGGACCAGCUCUGUGCUCAUUCACAUGUGGACUUAUUAGCAUUGCUGUUAGCUGUUUUUUCUGUCACUAUCCAUGUGUUUUUUUACCCAUCUUUAAAUUUUACUGUAAAGUAAGAGUUAAAUGACCAAAGUUUACCCCCCUCUCUGCCUGUUUCCCACAGCAUGUUUCUUAGGGUGAAGCCAGACUCAUGGGAUAGCCAUGUUUUGUCUCCAUGACAGCUAUGUCACUCAGCCCUCUCUGCAGUGACCCCCUGCACAGCAAAGGAUGCUGGGAAAUAAUGAGCACUUUUAUCCCGGUCAGGAUGACAAAGAUGGGGAGGAUGAGGAGGAGGAAGAGGAGCUGGGAGGAGAAAUCAGACAAGAGGAAGGUGGACCCGACACAGAGAAUGGAGGGUUAGAGGGUCUGGAGGAGAAGGAUAUGACGGGAGGACGCCAAUCUUGGGAAGGGAAAGGUGGCGAGGUGAUGAAACCGGCAGCCAUAGUGGUUGGCAGACAGAGAGUAGAACGCCCAAUAAGGCCGGGGAACCUGGGCAACCGGGGUUUCACAUACAUGCCAAAUCAAGUCCUGCUACAUCAUCAACCAGCCAAUAAGCAACAGAAUAAUCUCAUCUUAGCCAAUCAGCAGCCUCACGACCGAGGCUUGAACGCGCUGCAGAAGAGACGAGCACUCAUGGAGCGCAGCAUGACUACUGUGGCCCCGCUGGAGGAGACUUUCCUGACCAUGAUGGUGUUUCGGAUUGGUAUCCCAGACAUCAAACAAACAGUAGGUGCAUGUUCUCAGUAAAAUCACCACAGCUAGACUCAACAUUAAGUACACCAAAAACAGCUCCUCAUGACACUGCACCACUUUCAUGUUGACACCAUGAGCCCAAUUGUUCAAAGUUAAAUCUAUAAGGGAGUUAAUUAUACAAAUUGUGUCAGUUUAAAGGGGAAGCAAUAUUACAAAUUGAGAAAAGAUCAAGUAAAUGUAUCUUGAUCUUAGUUUUUGUUGUUUUGAGUAAGUUCUGGAUAACUUUGAAAUAAACAAACAAACAAAAAAAGUUACCUGAUCCUAAUAGAGGGCUGAAAUUGGUCUUAAUUUUUUGGAAUGAAAUAUCAUAAAAGUUAAAAACUGGCUAAACAAGUAUCUCUUUAAAGCCAGUGAACAUUUCUUUCAUUUCUUAUAGAAUUUACAGUGGAGUUUCUGAUUUACUACAGUGACAUGGUGGGUAAGGUGGACAUUGGAGUUGUCAAAAAAAGACUUUUUUUUAACCUGAAUUGUGCUGAUAUGUUCCCUUUUUAAUUCAGGUGUUUGGUUUCCUUGAUUAUGAGUAUUUUUGCUGACUGUAUAAUUCAAAUUACCAACCGCUUGCUUCUCUAGUUAUACCAACUUAAGUAAGGAUAGCAAUAAACAGAGCCAUGGGCUCAACCAAAACGCCACUCUAUAGCCACAAAUAAUGCUCAGAACAGCACCUAACUUCAUCAACAGUACAUAUAGGGUCCUAGCCACUGCACUAGCCACUUAACAUCUUUUUAGCUUUGCCUUAAUUUCUUUAGCAAAGAGACGAAACACAACUCACCUACUCUCUUCCAGCAGCCGCUUGUUUGUACGGAGACCUCCGGGCGAGUCCAUUGACUGCAGCAGGGGGAUGCAGCUCAAGGAAGAACAUUUAUGAUUAUUACCUCUGGUCGUUACUAAAGUUGGUUUCACUAGAGAAGCAAGUGGUUGGCAACAUUAAUCUCUCGGCGGGGUAGUCUAACUCGGUGUUAUAUCUUUUAUUUCAAAGUAUUUUCAGUGCAGUCAUCCCAAAAGCAGAAUAAGAGGUCCCAAAAGAAAGCUGGAAUAAAUGUAGGGCCUGACUUGUGUUUAGCAGCUUGUAAGGGCAGAUACAUUCAACCAACAACACUGUUAUUUGAUGUCAACAUCCAUCUUGGGUCAGGUUUGGUCAUAAUUAGUUUUUAAACUGAAGGUAGUUUCAAUUCACACUUGGUAUCACUCAUCUGUACAGUGGCACUAGGUGAGAAUUGGCCAGCCCACACUUACCAUAUCCAGGUAGGAAUGGGGGCCACACUCUUACCCCUCCCCCAUCUUCCUCCUUCCACUUUCCAACUCCCUGAACUUGCCGAUUGUUCUACAUGUCAGCUAAUCUGCCCUCAAUAUAACAGUAAUUGCUAAUUAUCUAAUACGUUUUUAAUGAGUUUGGGGAGAUCUGGGGAAGUGAGUGACUCCAGGACGGAAGGAAUAGGUUGAAGACAUCUGCGCUGUGCUUAGGUCUCAGCUACAGGCAUCAUAUUCAGCUCUGCACACUGUCGACAAAUACUCCGCACCCCCAAACCUCACAGCUGAAAUGUUAUUGAGCCAAAUUAAAGAGAGAUGAAGAACAGGAGUGAAUAUUAGGAGUCAAGGAAAGGGAGUCAGGGACACAGUUAAUGCUAUGGAAAAGGAGGAGGGGAAUGAAUAUGCAAAGAGGGAGAUAUAUGCAUUCAGAAACUAAAUUUUGAAGUAGAGAUCUAAACAAACACUUCUUUAGUGGGGUUGGAGGCUGUUAGAAAGAUCUGAGAAACCCUAGAUUGAGUAAAACAGAGCAGUGGGGAGAGGAGUGUCACUGUUAUAUGUAGUAUACAUUACAUUAGACUUCCCUCACAGGGAUUAGCAACUCAAUCUCUCCCUUUUUACACACAUGCGCACACGCAUACACACAAACACACACACACACACACACACACACUAUACUGCAAUGUUGCUCUCCUGUAAGAACACACAGACGCACACACAUACUUAACAACUCGCUUAUACCCAACCGCAUCAACACACACACAUUUCCUCAUCCUGUGGUUUACCUCCCAGGGACCACCAAGACAUUGCUACGGCAACGGAUGCCUGCCUCCACUAAUGAACUGGUUGCCAUGCCAAUAGAGUUGGCUACACUAUCAAAUAGUGCAACCUGGAGGGGGGGGUAGAGUGGAGCUGUGGAGGGUGGAGGCAGAGGGGAUAUGGGAGUGUGCUGAGCUGUGCAAUUUUUGCUCACAGUUCUCUGUAACGGAACAAUGGCAUAGAUGAAUACAUCUUAUGCAGACCUGCUGUUAAAGCCAGACUACUGGUCAGCUCUGUUUUCCCUCCAGCUCCACAUCGUAAAAAGAAAAGGACAAAAAAAGACCGGUCGUUCAGCGGAAAUGCAAGAAAAUAGAAUAACGUGUGGAAAUGGGCAGCGCACAAAUCACCAUGAAAUCUAGUUAGGCACAGCACAUGCACAUAAAAGAUCUGAGGCAUUUUUCAUAGCGGCCUGUGAGCCCCUGUUGUAUCACACACAGAUGUACAGUAAGAGGCAAAGAAGCUUUUUUCCUACUGGUUUGCUCUAUUUCCGCUGGGUUUGGGUGCAGAUCUGGCAUUAUGUAUGCAGAGAUCACAGACAAAAUAAUAAAAGGGAAAUAUUUAUCUCAGUGUGAGAUCUGUAUUUUACAGAGGAUAGAGAAAAAAAUGAAUGUAAGCUAAACCUAAGUUUUCUGAUGGCAAAGACUGUAGAGACAGUAAAAGUCAUCUUAUUUCCAUGAAUGUGGCAGAGGAUUAAUUAUUUAAAGUAGUACAUUUAUAUUCUGCACACACUAUCUCAUGCCUUCAUCAUUCACCAACUGAUCUUGGAUCUUGUGUUACAUAUCAAUCCAUAAUAGAAAGCUAGUUGCCUGAUUUCUAAAAAAAAAAGAAGAAUUGUUGCUGCAUUUGUGUGUAUUACCUCAAUGUGUGCAAGAACUGUGGUUAAAGCAUUAGCCAUCAACAAAAGGCUUUGAUAAACGUCCCCUAAAUACAAAUAAGAAAUUCCCUUUUUUUUUUAAAUCUAAAUAUUAAAGUUAGAUCCACCAGGAUGGAAAACAUUGAAAAUAGCAAAGCUAAGAAAUAAUUUCUUUGACCAAAUUUAGAAUUCACAAGUAUGGUAUGGUAGGAUAUGACGCGACACAAUACAAUAUGACAAGACAUGAUACAGUACAAUACAAUAUGAUAGAUACGAUAUGUCACAGUACAAUAUGACACAACUUGAAAUUAUAUGAUUUGACAUAACGACAUGAUACAGCACCAUAUGAUACAAAUGAAACACAAUCAUACAACAUAACAUGAUACAAUAUGAUAUGAUAGAUACAAUAUGAUAUGACACGACAUGACAUGAUAUGAUACAAUACACUAUAAUAUGUUUCAAUACAACACAACACAAAACGAUCUUAUCUGAUAUGUCACAAUACAAUAGGACAAGACCUGACACGAUCUGACACAAUAUGACAAGACACAACAUGAUACACCAUGAUAUGAUACAAUAAAAUACACCACUAAGCAACAUGGCGCAAAACAAUACAUUCAGUUACAAUAUACAAUAUGAUAUGAUGUAAUGUGAUACCACACAACACAAGUCAACCCAUAUACUGUUAACUUAGAAAAACAUGUCUUGGAUUCCAGGGCUAUAAACACUGAAUAUGCAUUAACACUGUCAAAAGUGAACUGUGAACUGAAAUAUAAAAUAUCUUAAACGCAUCUAAAGUUAUGUUUAAGAUUUGCUACACAAUUCCUUUAAGCGCAAUUAAUUAAAGAGGUGUUGAAGAGUUAUCGAAGUUUAACAAGCUAACUUACUUUUUAGACAAGUUAAUCAAGGAAGCUGAACUGUUCAGCUGGUCUGUAAUGUUUAAACUAACACAAUUUGGCCAAUCUAACCCAUUGGCUGAGUACAUUCAUUAACUAAUGAAUCACUUACAUUCAAUUCAUUUUGAAACUAAGUUUACUUAUAAUAAAAGGACAUUGUAUAUCUUGGUUAUUUUUCAGACAAAUUUGUCAAAAUUCUUCUCAAAAACUCAAGAUUAAGGAUGAAAACUAUGCUUGUACUGUUCAAAGCAUUAAAAAAUCUCUAAUUUCAUUUAAUCCUCCUCAAUGUUUUUGUUAUCGUAGCUUUUGCCUCUGACCUCCAUUAUAUUUUGUGUUUUCUGUCGAUCAAUCAGAGAUGUGUCCAGUUUGACCAAGACUGCACUGUGUGGAACGCCAAGCAGCAGAUCAUUUGCUCCCUCAGUGAGUCGCUGUGGGAUGCCUACAACUACGGCUUGUUCCAGCCGGCUGGAGAUGGACGGGAUGCCAAGUUUCUGGAGGAGGAGAGGGCUCUGCGAGAUUACGCCCAGACCUUUGAGAAAGGGGUGCCUUACCUGGAGGUAAGGGGACUCAUUGCAAGGCCAUAGCAGGGAUUGUAAACUUCAGACAAGUCCAAGUAUUCUAACUGAACCAAAUUGUUCAAGAAUACUUUUCAUGAACACAAAAGCUGAUGGGUUUUUGUUAGAUUUCUUGGGGUGUUAGUUGGCUCUUUAAAAAUACAGCCCGAUUUUUUUGCGGAUAAUGUAACUCUAUUGUCUUAUAAUCUUCUGUAGUUUUUACAACUUGAAGUACUGUGCUGCAUCACAUCUGGAAAGUUUCAGAAAGUUUGAACCUCAGUGUUUAUAGUUUUAGAAAUGUAAACAAAUCCUGACAAAAAUAACAUCCACAGUAUGGCUUAAAUUACACUAUUCAAAUGAUGUGAUUUACCACUGACACUAACUGACACAUAAUUCUUAUGAAGUGUGCUUUGAGGUGACACCAAACAUUAACUUUUCAUGCUGUGAUAUAAUUAUCUUACAGUGCCCUCUGCUGGUCGAGCACAUGUAAAUGUUGAGUAGCUGGGUGGGGCUGAAAAUAUUUCUUGCACUCAGGGUUUGGCUCCAAACCAGAGCGUUAACAUUCUUGACAAGGUUCCAGAGGAGGACAUGUCCGUAUAUUGAUGAGGCUUUGUAACUAAACUCUACCCUGCAGCAGGAUUUAUCUCACAGCCCUGUGAAAGCAUGUACAGUAAAUACACCAUGACAGAAUAGGGCAGGAAUUAGAUCAGGCUUUACUAUUAAAGACUAGUUUCAGAAUACAGUUGGUUAUUUUGUUUUCCAAAACUAACUAAUAAGCAGUCUUUGUUUUGUAAUUAUAUCAAGCUUAUUUCUUCACCCAGCAGCACCUCCAGUGCUUGAAAUAGACAUUUACUCACUGGCAGGCUGAGGUGCAACAUGAGUCUCAUCUCAAGUGUCAGAUGCGACAUAGGAGCUGAGACUUUUCAUCUCCAAGCAUCUCAACUUGUGAAUGGUUUUCAGUCUCACUGCAGUAUUCAUGCAGGAAAGACACAUUCAGUCAGGAGGUUUUCAGUGAUUUGUUUGUUUGUUUGUUUGUUUGUUUUUUUCAAUCAAAAUCCUGUGUUUUGGCUCAAUGAGAAUUUUGAAGACAGAAUCUUUUGUACACAUCAAACCCUCUACUUCUUGAUUUCUUUUGUUGAGCAAAGAAGAAAUGCUCUUAAACAUUUACUCCACCACACAAGAACACUCUGCAGUAUAUUUAACACUUCUUUAGUUGUGCAUAAUUAAAGCCCACGGAAAAUCGAACCAAGUAUCCAAAAAGAAGACACAGUUUGUUUGUUUGUUUGUUUGUUUGUUUGUUUGUUUUUUUGUUUUUUUUAUGCUUUGCUUUUUCACCACAGUAACUUUAUUCACUACAGAGAUUAAAGGCUAAGGAUAGAUUUUCAGCAAAUUUUGAAUCAUAAAGGGUGCAACUAUAUAAUUCGUUAUCUCCUGUGAUGUAUAUGACCUUAUAUGGGCAUGUGGUUUUUGCUGUGGUUAAAAUUAAACUGCCCUACAUACCAUAUCUGGUUAAUAGAGUGAGUGAUCAGCUCUGUGUGUUAUCACUGCUUUCUUUUAUCUUAGCCUACACAAUAUUUGCUUAAUAACAGAAUUAUAGAAUUGACUGUAUCAGGGUUUAAAGCCGUUCAUAAAAGUUCAAUUUGAACAUACAAUCAAAACAGGUAUUUCUUAUGUAAAUGUUUGUAAAUGUAAUUUUGGUUUACAUUAGUUGUUCCUGAUUUUAUUAAAGUUAAACAAAUGUUUUAUGUCUUACAUUAAAAAUAAUGCCUGUUUAAACUGUAAACUGCACUACAGCUAGACCCCUUUAACCUUUAAAUGCGCCAAACAAACACUUUAUGAAUGACAAAAGCAGAUUCAUUAUAAUUUCAGUUGCCAGUUUUGCACCUUUUAGAAAAACAUGGUUGACAUUGUAAACUUCCUGUAGGUAACAGAUCUAUAGAACAAUCUCUCUAUAUAUUCAUAUUGAUGAAGUGAACUGUUCUGCAGUGAUGAAUCAUAGUUUUCACACAUAUCUUUUUCUGCUCCUCAGUUUAGAUACAAAACCAGGGUGUAUAAACAGACAAAUCUGGAUGAAAAAGCUCUCUCCAAACUCAGCACAAAGGUAUUUUUUCUUUUGUCUGUGUCACAUUGCUGCUGCAUAGUAUUUGUCUCUGCUCACUGGCAUUUUUACCUCCCUCCUCUGCCAAUUUCAGGCCAGUCUGAAGAAGUUCCUGGAUUACAUUCAGACUGGAGCUACAGAUAAAAUGGCAAAAGUCCUUGAUAAAGGUCUUGAUCCAAAUUUUCAUGAUCCUGACAGCGGAGGUGAGUUUGCACCAACCUUGAGAUUAAUCAAUGGCCGUCAAAUAAAUCCUUGUGCAGGUGACAUUGUAUGAUGAUAUGAAAAACUUUUGGAGCAGCUAAGGCUGGAGUUUUACUCUCACUGACCAUAUUUAACUUCCAUCCUUCCUGGACCUGCCUGUCAGAGACCCCACUCUCUGUGGCUGCCCAGUCCGGCCUGUCAGUGGAGGGCAUCAGGGCGCUGGUUCAGGGCGGCGCUCAUUUGGACUUCAGAAGCAGAGAUGGCCUGACAGCGGUGCACAAAGCUGUUAGGGCUCAAAAUCACGCUGGGCUGUUGGUGAGGACCUUGGAUCAAAGUCUCAUGCAUGCGGCUCACAAACUCACUCAAGUAGGACUGACUGAAUGAGUAAAACCAUUUAAAUGAUCAGUAUAAAUGUUGUGAGCAAUAGGUGAUUUAUUGCUCUCAAAAAUGGUUACAGGCAUUUGACAGUGCCUUAAACACUUCAGGCAAAGCUGUUCAAGUUCCAAGAGAUACAUUUUGGAGCAGAGGAUUCUUUUCUUCCUGUAGCCUUAGGUUGCUUUCAAAGAACAAAUAUCAAAGCCUCUGUAACAGGUGACAACUACAUAACAUGACACACCUUUGUUAAAGUGUCUCUGUGCCAGAAAGUAUUUGCAUACUUUAUUGUGCUCCAGCAGCAGCUUGAUCACACAGAAUAAGACGAUAGUUCUACUUGAUUAGAUUUUGAUUAAUCAGCUAAGUUCUGAAUCCAUGUAUUGAUUUAAAAAUGGAAAUUAUUCAUCACAUGGAUGUAAUAUAAUUCUAUUGAAUCUUGAUAAAUAUAUUAAAAUUGCAACAGCUUCAAGAUUGUUCUUGAAGCAGCUUCUUUUGUUCUUUUUCUCACUCUGUGUGUUUAUCUGCUGUACAUACAUGCAAAUUAUACAGUCUACACCCACACAUGUAAGAAAAGUACAGCUAUUGUUCAACUUCUUCUUGCCAGGCUCUCUUGUCCCUCGGAGCGUCCCCAAAUUACAAAGACCGUUGUGGCCUGACCCCGCUGUACCAUACUGUACUGACAGGGGGCGACACCUCCUGCUGCGAGACUCUGCUGUACUACAGGGCAAGGCUGGGGACGAGAGAUGAGAAUGGCUGGGAUGAGUCCCACCAGGUAUCAGUGGAGAGUUUGAUAUUUUAGUUUUACAUUAAACUCACAAAAUAUAAAAACAAAUCUGUCCUUCUCUCCAUGCUCCCACUUGGUUUCAUGGUUUCCUUUCAUAUUUCACGUGAAGCGUCUCAAGUCCUCGUCUCUUUUCAUGUGAACUCCUGCAAUGCACCAUCAUUUCCCUGUCUUAUCCCUGUGGUUCAUGUCAUGUGCCAUCGCCCUCAGCCUCUCUGAACAUUUUCUCUCCUUCCUUCUCCUCUGCACCUUCCUCACUAGUCUCUCCAUUCUCUCCCCUUCUUUCCCUCCUUGUCUCUCUCCAUAGCACAGGGAUAAAGAAGAGUUUGGCAUGGAAGAAGUCCAUAAGGUACCCUUCAUCCCACCAUCUCAUCAUCCCCACAAGCCUUUCAAAGGCAAAGGCACUGACGAAUGUGAUUUUAAAAAAAAAGCAGAUGAAUCACAGUGAACAUAUGUUUCCUUUAAUGUGCACCGAUGUGGGUCAUCUCAAGCUAGGUCCAGUUCAGAAAGAGCCUCAGAUAUGAUCUCUUUCUGAAGACGAAGCGGGUGCAUUGCUUACAUUAUAAGUCUGUGACAUUCAGUUAAAUUUGCGUUUGUGCUGUGAGCUGGUUGUCAUGGCAUUUUAUUUUGGUUUUGCCGUGCUGUGUGUAAUCUUUUCUUUACUUCGUACAUAUCUUCUGAUAUUUUAAUCUGUGCAGAAAAACAUAUCAGGAAACCUCACAGGCUGCUGAAGACUCAUUUAUGUUGUUUUAAUGUUUUUUGUUAUUGUUGUUUCUUCUCUUUUCUUUCAUGAUACAACAUAAUUGGCUCUGACCUGUUUCUCUGUGAAAGUAAUUAUGAAUAUAAAAUUGGGUGUAAGAUAUAUCAUUUCCCUUUCUUUCACUUGAUAUCUCUUUUAUAAUAUCCGUCAUUAUCUUCUCUUUCCUGUCUGACUGGAUUGAAAAAAAAAGCCCCAUAUGAAAUCACUUCAACUUUUCUCUUUUUGCUUAUUCUCAUACUCAUAAUAUGUGGAUUUUUUUUUUAUCACACUCUUGACAUUAAAAGGCAUGCCAGAAUGGCUUUGCCCAGCACUUGGAGCAUCUGCUGUUUUAUGGGGCAGACACCUCUUCGCAAAAUGCCUCAGGGAACACUGCUCUUCACAUAUCUGCCCUGUACAACAAGGCAAGUAUGAAAACAGAUUCUCUGUAUGAAAUACUAUUACUUUAAUAAGUAUCUUCAAGUUUACCAGUCUGUUGGUGUUAACCUCUAACUUCUUCUCUGUGAAUUAUUAGGAAAGCUGUGUCCGCGUUCUUCUGUACAGGGGAGCAAAUAAGGAAGCGAAGAAUAAGCAUGGUCAGACUCCUUUUCAGGUAAAGGAUUCCAGUACAAGUCAGUAAAAUUGACUUAAUGUAAAGAUGCUGGAGCUGCAUUUGUAAACAAUUGUAUGGAAUGCUAACUUUCAGUCCAGGUGUAAUACCUCUUUUAAUGGCAUAAGAAUCAUUCAUUAAAAUUGAACCUCUCAGGAGGAACAUCACCUGGACAUAAAUCUUAUUAACUGUGAUUUUUUAGACUGAGCUUUAAUGUUUUGACCUGAGCUGUCAUGGCGUCCAUCUUUGCCACCAUUUUUUUUACAAUAAAAAAAUAAUGAAUAGCAUCAUAACAUAGACUAGAGCUUUAACCUCUACUGCAUUUUUGAUGUUUACAGUUAGCUGUACUGUCUGGUCAUUUUGAACUGGGGGAAAUCAUCAAAAACCACAAAGAUUCAGACGUAGGUAAGCUUUUAUCCCAAACUGUCUCCUCUGAAGGAGCUAUCAAGUGUUGAAACCAAACCCCAUCUUGCAUGUUGUUUCGAUUAUGUUUUGGCCCUUAAAGGCAACCUUUCUUCUCCCCUCAAUCUACCUAACUUCUUCCUCCAUUUCACCCUCUCUUAUCAAACGCCAACUUCCCUUCCCUUCCCUGCCUUUUUGUCCUCUCCUCCCUCUGACUCGUCACCCUCUGCCUCCUCACUCCUAAUCUUCACGCCCACAUCCUUAGUGCCCUUUUUGGAAUCACCAAAGUAUGUUCCCAAGCGCAAAGAGAGCUCCCACACCCUGCCUCUCCCCUCACUCCAUUCUCACCCCCUCCUGCGUGCUAACAGCGAUAACACCAUGACCCAGUCUGACCCUUUGGCCCAGCCCAACAAGACUGCAGCCAAUCCCAACCCAGGACAGGUACUGAGGAACAUUAAGUGGAUGCUGAACUGUUGACCUUAUAUUACCUUUGUGAUAUAAGAUAUUACUCUCUUUGGUCUUUUUCUCAAGAAAGUUACAGGAUUAUUUUUGAUUCUGUCUUUAUGAGCGAUGUUGUUUUCCCACAAGGGUCAACGCAGAGCCUCCAUAGGCAUGAGAAGCUCCAGCAGUCCCAGAACUCGAACCCGCUCCCCAUCUAGAGGAAGAGGAGGAGGCCAGAGUGACACAGAGGAGAGACAUCGGCAGCCAAGAGGCAGACAAGGGUAAGGAGACAGAGGAGAGAGGUUAAACAUUGUAUUUAUAACCAUUCCUUCAAGGCCCCCCACUAAAAAGGAUCACCCAUCCCUUGUUACUUUUAGCUCUUUAAAGAUUGCUGUUUUUGUCCAAGAUGCAUGUUAGUUACUAUCAAUACCUGCAACAAUGUCCUGAAUUUUAGGUGGGGUUAGGAUAGACACUUUUGUCCAGCAAGGCAACAGAGACAGAGGAGCUAAUCUUGGCCUGAACAAGAUUCACAAGUAACUGAGGGACGUACAAAAGCUCCAGGGACACUUUUAAAUAUGCAAGGCUUGGAGAGAAUCUACAGCCAUGCUAGCAGUUCUGUGAUACAUGCAUAUAUCAGCAUGCCGUGUGCUUACAAUGACAAGUUUGAGCUGCUGACAUGUAUUUCGUACACCAUCUCAGUCCUGCACUUUUGUGAGCCAGGUUCACGUGGGAAUUAAAUAAGUUUUGCAGAUGUAUGUUCAUAAACGAAGAAGCAGACUGUUUGACAUGUUGAUGAUGCAUUGGGUCGGCAGAGUCAUUGGUGACUGCAGAACUUUGUUUCGACUCUGUUCACGAUGAUUCAUCAAGUCAGACUAAUGGAUGCAUUUGCCCAAGAAAGUGCGCUACAUAUCAAAAAAGGUUGCUUAUAGUAUUACGAUGCACAAACUGGGGCACUUUGACCCUGUCACAAUGUCGACACUUUAACUCUGUGUCAGUACAACACAGCAGUGUGUAUUUGUACUCUUGGUAUGACUUGUUAGUGUGACUCAACGGCUGACAGUCUCUGAUGGAGCCUGACAAGUUCCAUGUUGUCUCACUUUGUCUAACUUGUUUUCCACAGUGUGCAACACUUAUCCUAUCUCCUCUUCUCUCCUUGUCUCUCUCUCUCUCUCUCUCUCUGUAGUGCGACCUCAGCGGGCAGCGGUGGAGGUCAGAUGAAGCGUAUGUACAGUGCCGUGCCGGGGCGGGUUUAUAUAGCUACUCGGGCUCACUCUGCAAGUGGAGACAGAGAGCUCUCACUGAGCAAAGGGGACAAAGUCAAAGGUAGGAUAGAGUCAAAUGAUGGAAUAUGAGAAUAACAGAAAAAUCUGCCUUCCUGAGCAAUGUUAUUAAAAUUCAACUGUUUACAGAGGAGCCACCUGAAGCAUAGUGGUUACACUGGUCAUGUCUUCAGAUGAUUUGGUUUAGUUUUGAGUGAUUUCAGGUCUAUCUGCAGUUUUAUAUAUGAGCUACUGUCUUAAAUAUCUACAGAAAUGAAGAGUUUUUUGGGGGAAGAUUGUAAACAAGUGGAAUAAGAAGCACAUCCAGUUAUCACAAAGCAAUACCUGCCUCUCCCCAUGCUCAGAGUUAAACAAUAUUUUUGAUAAAAGACAGCUAUUGAGUAAACAAGUAGAUGUGUGAUGAUAUAUAUACCACCAAAAAAUUUCAUUCUCUCUAUCUUUCUCUGCUUGUUUGUUUAUCCAUCCAUCUAUCUGUGUGUCUCAGUGUUAAGCGUGGGAGAGGGGGGAUACUGGGAAGGUACAGUGAAAGGUCGCACUGGAUGGUUUCCUUCAGACUGUGUUGAGGAGGUGGGGGGUCUCAACAAUCGAACAGGUAAGACAGAACUAUCAGCAGUCUCCCCACUCUACUUUAAUGAUUUUUUGUCCACAGUAAAUGUGAAACCUGUUUUUUAAAGUCUCAGAAAUAUUUGAAGUUUCUCUAACUUGUCAUGGGAUUUUUCUUUCAUGCUAAAUGUGUAUUUUUUAUAUUAUUCACAUGACUUUAAACAGUCAAUAGGUCAGCUAAUAUGACACAAACAAUCACAAGAAAUGGCACACAGAUUGAAAAAAAGGCAAGCUGAAAAUGGGUUACAAUCUCCCUCAGGCUGGAAUUAUCCUUUAAGUCACUUUAACACACAGCACAUGUCACACUCAUGUUUACCAGCAGGCCCUCCUGCAGCAGACACUCGCACAUAUACAGCACUUUUCUCCUUCUUUUCACAGCUGCACUGUGGAAACCAUAUGCCAAUGUAUCUGACAGAAAAAAAAAAAAAAAACGGCUGUCAACAUAUUUCAUUCACUUGCGUGUUGCGCUGAAGUCUCAACACUUCUGCAAAAAGACAGAGAAGGUGUCAUGACAGAAGCUUGAACGAUUAAAUUGAGCAUAUGUCGUGCUUUGCAGAGACGCGGAGCGAGAAAGCAAAGAGGAAGCUUUUCCGAAACGUCACUGUCGGGGCUUAUGACGGCACAGAUGGGCCAAGGUAAGAGAAGUUGCAAUAAUCCAUACAACCUCAUAGCCUCUAAAUCCUGCUGUAUACUGUAACUACUGCCUUGAAGGAAAAUGAUGAAAAGAAAAUUUAAGAUUGCUAAUAAAAGCAGGGAUGAUUUUCUACUCAGUGGUGUGUCAAACCUUCCCUGACCUCCCAGUGCAUGAUGAAAUAGACUCUGGUCCCAGCCUUGAACAGGAUGCCAUAUUUGAAAUAGAUGGGGCCAAUAAAGCUAAAAUAAUCCUUAUCAGCUGCAGCCUCUGAUACACUUUUAGCUGUGGACUGUCACGAGUGUGGGCAGCAUCUAAGCUGUCGGCUCUUUGGUUUAUUACUGUAAGGAAACAAAGUGAGGCCAGUAGAGGUGAUUGAACCAGCAAACACACACUUGGUUGGCUUGUAUGUAUGUGUUCGUGCUUCAUUGUUUCACCUCUUGUGCCUCCGUGCCUCUCUUUUGUGCAGUAUGUGUCUGUGUUUUGCUGAUCCUGAGCUGUGCUUGUUCUCUAUUGUUUUUGCUGUGAACACAUCAGAGCUGAAGAGCAGCCAUGUCUUUUUCAGGGCUGCCCCUUUUGGCUACAACAUGAAUGCACAUGUCACUUUGAUACCUCACUCCACCAGCCUCUCUCUCUCUCUCUCUCUCUCUCUCUCUCUCUCUCUCUCUCUCUCUCUCUCUCUCUCUCUCUCUCUCUCCUUUCUGGUGUCUUGUUUUACUGAACACAAUUAUCUUAUAAUGAGAGGUAGAGUGGGGGGUUCUCCUCUCCCUCCUCAUCCUCCUCCUUCUCCUCCAUGACAUCUGUCUAAGGCUGCAGUUCAGCCUUGGGCAGCUGCAACUGUGUAUCAAGGAGCUAUGCAUGUUUGUUUGGGAGUUAGAGUGGAUGUGAAAAUGCCUGUGUGCGUCUUUAUACAUCAUCCUGCUGAUGAGUCAUAAGGAGGCUGAAACAUCAAGCGCUGGUUAGCUCCCUGAGCUAGAGAGAAGGACUUACCAGUGGCCACCUCAGGGUUUUACAGGCUCUUCCUCUCUGUAUCUGACAUUACCCUUGUGCUGAGCAGCUCUGACUGUCAUUCAAAGGCGGCAUUUACUUUAAUGCAUCUACGGUUGUGUUCUAAAUGCAAAUAGCUGCCACCAGGGUUAUAUUACCUUAGCUAAGUUGGUUAAAUGUAAUUGCAGCAGCGUGGUGAAGUGGUGCUCAAUUAAGAGCAAGGUGAUCCAGAGCGUGUUCCCCUCACUGCAGGGAGAAUGUCAAUUACUAUUUCAGAGAGAGAUAGAAAGAGAGAGCAGGAGUGUUUGCCGGCCUGUGUGAUGAUGACAGCUCUGCUUUAGUGGAGAGACAGGGAGCGGGGAGGAAAGUUUGCGAAUGUGUGUGUGAAUCAGGGAAUCAGCUGUUAGUGGAUCUGUGGUAUACCAGUCAGUGGACGUGCAAAUGCAGGCACUCUCCCGGUGUCGCGUCACCCAUCCCCCGCAUCCCCACACUGCAAAUACAGCUCAGCAUCUCCCCCAAUUUUCCAACGAAACCCUCUACCAGUGCACACACACACAUACACACUCCCUACUGUCAUAAUGGCUAUCUGUCUGUCUUUCCCUCACAUUGUCAUUCUCUCGUCUGAAGUAUGCGGGGUGCAGACCAGCGUGCUGUCUCUCUCUCCCUCUCUCUAAUUCCCCACCUCCCUCUCUCUCUCUCUCCCUCCUCCUCCUCAACUCUCUCUCUCUUUCCAUCUCUCUCUCUCUCUCUCCUUCUCUCCGGCUGAGCUCUCGCUGAACGAGGGGAGGAGGGUGGAGGGAGGUGGUGGUGGUGGAGGAGAGCGCGCGAGAGAGAGGAGGAGGAGGGGGGGACAUGGCAAUGGGGGGAUGCGGAGAGAGAGAUUUCUCUCUCUCCCUCUCUUCUUCGUGGCCGUCACUGGGCCCCAGAAACAGGAGCGUGUGGUUCAUUUACAGGUAGCGGCUGUUUCCUCAUUCAUUGGCUGGCUAUGGAUGUGAGGAGAGGACAAUGGAGAGAGGGGAGAGGUAGAUGAUGCUAUUGAGAGGCCGUGCCUUUUCAAAGAUAGACUAAUAAGCUAUGUAUUCUGUGUGUGUGUGUGUGUGUGUGUGUGUGUGUGUGUGUGUGUGUGUGUGUGUGUGUGUGUGUGUGUGUGUGUGUGUGUGUUCGCGUGUGCUUGUGUCUUAAAUUUCUCUUUUCCUCUGCAUGUGAAUAACCGUGGGACAGACGCGGCUAUUGAAUGGAGACUCUGCAGCAUGUUUAUUUCCAUGUCUUUCUCUCGUGUGUCUCUGAACACCGAGUGUAUGUGUGUGUGUGCUAGUGCAUGAAAGGGAGCACAUAUUGAUGCAUUUCAGUCAGACAGUGUGGGUGUAUUUCAUUCUCUUUGACUCAUGAUGUCUUUAAGCAGAUAUUUUUCAUUCACCGGCACUUUCCAUUUAUAUCUGCUCCUUUAAUAUGCUACUGUCACAUCGCAUUUCUUUUUGUGUCUCCUGUUGUAUCACCCAAAAUGUGACGUCUUUGGACUGUACAGAGGGAUAAAAGUGAAUAAGUCAAUAAACAGCCAGAGUGCAGUUUAUCAGCUCCUCUCAAGCUCUAAUAUGAGAUACCGGUUAUUUCUGUGCAUGUCAGUGUGUGUGUGUGCACACAUUUCCGCUUAUGUGUGUAUGCAUGCAGCUAUAUACACUUAAAUGUAUGUGGUUCUCACAUAUGAGUGUAUACGUCACAGUGUUUGAUGCUGUGGGAGUAUCUCCCCUGUACAUGCAUUAAUAAAUGUGCCUCGUUCAUCCACCUUCUACAUCUCCAUCCACAGCGUGUGUCACUAACAUUUGUCAUGUGCUUCACCGGCAGUGUGUGGGUAUUGUCCCCACAAAGGCAGUCUAUCUGCAUGUUCUCUCAGCACAUGAAUGGUUAAAAAGCUGUUUUUUUUUUGUCUCAGUAAUUGUGGAUGGAAGAGAGGAUGACUCAGGAGGGAACAUAAUAACUCUGGUCUUUAGUAGGCUUCCGGCUUUAAUGCGGCCAGUUCAAAGAGAUUGUGUCCCACCAGCCAACAGGGAUUAAGCAGGGAUGUUUCUGCUUUUUGUGGCUCUAAUUGGCCAGGCAGUUGUGGUCAAAUGUGCAGACGGACAUGUGGUAUAGCUUCAAAUGUAAAGGAAAUUAGGAGCGUUACCACAAACCAGCGGCACAACUUAAGAACCACCCCAGAGUGGAGAAUCAGCACAGGCUGUGUUUGCCCUUGUAGAUGAGCGUGGAUUAAGAGCCCAAAAGAUCCAGCCACCCACUUCGUGUUACUUUGAUCCUCAGAGAGGGAAAGAAUGAUGGAGGACAGGGUGAGAGAAAAAGGAAUGAGGUGCGAGGAGCAGAUGGUUUGAAGGCGGCUGUGCGUUGGCGAAACAGUAACAUUGAUGGAGAACUCACAAGGGAACGGACCUCAGUAGGGGAAACUAGCGAUCGUCUGUUCGGUGCUAAAGUUACGGCUUGGUGUCAAAAAGUCUGGAUCUUCAGGCCUGCAAGCCGUCGCUCAUUACUCUGCUAUACCUCUGUGGCUUCACAGCCAAACUUCAUUACAUGCUCUGCCGGAUUAAACACACAAAACCUUUCUGGGUCUCUAUUGAAAGAGAGUGUGGGAUAUAAUAUUGUACUGUUAUUGUUAUUUUAGCACUAGAAUACACAGGGGGCUUCAGAAGUGGUGGAGGCAGAAUGAAGUCGCCUCUGCCAGACACUAGGAAAUUUAAGGAGGCUCCUCACAACCUAGAAGACAAUCCACUACCAGUUUUGAGGGUGAACUUAUCAAUUUCAAGUGUAUCUAUGGCAAAAGUAGUCUUGUUAUAGACUUUUAACAGCAGAGAGAAUGUAACUGUUAGUUUCAGGUGUAGGUUAUUGAUGGUAAAGGGGAAAAGAGGCCAUAUAUAUAUGCAUCCUGAGAGCAAGCAGAGUCUGAAAUACAUAAAUCCUGUAUCUCAUGUCAUUUCAAAAAGUGAACCAAACUUCCCUUUUAAAGUGGAGAGACCAAAACAAACAGUAUUCCUAAUUGAAAUAUGUCUUGAGUAAACCCAGAGCUUCCUAAAUGUCAAGUUUUUGCAGUCAAAUCACAAACAUAAAUACAGACCAAUCUUAAGCUAAGCCUUCCAUCCAAUGCUUAGACCUUCUAAGAAAUUAAAUAAUUUGAUUUGUCAAGGGUCAGUGUCAGCUAAGAUUUUGAGGUACAAGCCUAGGGAAUAAGCCAUCAAGGAAAGAAAUAUCUGAAACUCCAAUUGUACCAUUGAGCUCUGCUGAAGUUGCAGGCUCUCCAGAAAAACAAGAGUGAAUUGACAUUGUUAGAAAAUCAGAUCCAAAAAUGAGUCAUGAGAUGUGGCUGCAAGUGUGAAGUCCAUUUAACCAGUCCUGUAUUAGAGGGAAGGUUGUAAAGCAGCUUGGCCAAAAGUCGCAGACAGGGUAAUAGAAUAAUGAAGGAGCUCACUGGCCCAGCUGUUACACUACUCCAACAGUCUCAUAAUAAGAUUGCAUCACCAAUGCCUGUGAUCCGCUGGCUUUAAGCAUGAGGAGCUGUUUGUGGAGGCAGAUUACAGGCCUGUCUGACUGCCUUUUGUACAUAAUUUGAAGUGUCAUGUAUGACCAGUAGUGGUACGCGGGAGUCUGUAAAGCAGUAUCCUUGCUAAAGCUGCCAGAGGCGAUAAAAGCUAAUGCAGCGAUUGAGGUGCAUUUGGAAGUUUCUGUUAUCAGUGAAGUGUGUGCUCACAUUUUCUAAUGUGCUAUCCCCCUCUGGCCCACUGUUUGUCAGCACUGUGUGGAUUAGUCCAUGGUAAAAGAUGCCAUCUCAUAUACUCCUCCUCCCAUUGUGACACUAACUGUAGCUCUGCCAUCAUUGUGCACCAGCACUUGUUGUAUGACACUCAAGCCAACCUUUUCUUUUGCUGCAGUGUGAUUUCAUGACGUGGUGCAAUGUGGCUGUUUUCCUCAUUCAUAAAAAUGCUUUAUUUGCAUGACAAAAAUACUUUUUGUUUUCUCUGAACGCCACAUACCUCUAUUCCUCUCCAAUCCUUAUCACCCUCUCCCUGUCCCCUCUGCUCCCUCUGAAGUGACUACAUCAUUAAGGAGAAGACAGUGCUCCUACAGAAAAAAGACAAUGAGGGAUUUGGCUUUGUGCUUAGAGGAGCCAAAGGUAAAUGAAAAAUUCAACCCAUAUUAUUCUACCUCUACACAUUCCUCAAUCUCAAAUGCCCUCUCUCUAUUUUCUCAUCUGUCUGACUAACUCUCUCAUCUUUAACUUACUUUUCUGUUGAUCUGGAUCCACUCAUACUCAUUUUGUCCUGUCCACUGCAGCUCAGACUCCCAUAGAGGAGUUCACUCCGACGCCAGCGUUCCCUGCGCUGCAGUACCUAGAGUCUGUCGAUGAGGGGGGUGUGGCCUGGAGGGCGGGCCUAAGAAUGGGGGAUUUCCUCAUUGAGGUAAGGACAAGAUGUGACCUGGAAAAACUUCCAACAGGGUGUUUGGCUUCCACACUCCGAUAUAUAAUUCAUGGAUCGUAAAUUUCCAUUCGAACCUGCAAAAAUUUCCAAUCCAUAAGUCAUGUCUUUGCUUUAACUUAAAGUGACUGUACAAGUGAUUCUUGCCGGCCAGUCUGCUAGGUGGCUGCAAACUGUGCAAUGGAUUUCCUGAAUGGAGGCGUGACUCACUGAGACGUAGAGAUGAGACACGCCUCCAUUCAGGAAAUCAUACGUACAUAUUCCUGCCUGUAGAGAGAUGUUUAUUACAGCCUCAUAUAAAGUAAACAAUAAUGAUAAUAAUGAUGGUAAAGCUAACAGAACUCUGGUAUCGGAAAAGUAUUGGUAUCAGCAGAUAUCCAAAUUCAGGAAUCGAGGUCAGAUCGGAUGUGAAAAAAUGUGGAUCAGUGCAUCCCUUAAGACAACACACUCCUUGCACAGCACUGCAUUGUUGUAUGUCUUGUUUAUGUGCAUAUUUCUCUCUUCCAGGAAGAAUAAUGGUUACUUUAAGAGUUAUAUCAAUGGACAACCUCAAAUAAUAACUCUGUAGUAAAACUGCUACGAAACAUUUCCUACUGACAGAGAUUUGAUGGCUCAUCAUGCACUAAGUCCAAAAAGCUUCAUGAAGCGUAGCAUGAUGUUUAGAGUGAGGAAUUUAAAUAGCACUCUAAAAACACUAGAGCUUUUUCCACCAAUGAAUGUGACAAGUACAGGAAAGUUCCUCUGACAGCUUUAUAACUCAUUCUGGGAAAUGUAGGAAUUUAGAGGACAUAAAAAACGGCAGGCUAAAGAGAAGCGAGUGAGCCAAAAUAAACGACAUUUCGACAUUACACAUAACAUUCCUUACUCUUGGCUCUCUUGUAUAUGUUAUCUGUCUAAUAUAUUUUUCCUACUACUUGGAGAGAAAAUCUUCGAAGCAGUGACCACAGCGAAUAUUACAUAAUCCACAAUCCCCCUCUUUUACAAAGUUCUCUGUUAUUUGUGUUAUCCUGAAUUUAAUGCAUUUGCAUAUCUAAUUUAACAAGCUGCAUAUUUUCACUCUCUUUUUUAACGAUACAUGUUUUAUACACUGUGCAUUUCAGUCAGACCAAGUGCGGGAUUGCAAUACUUAAAGCUCUUCAUCAGCUGCAGUACAGGCCAUUUUGCACUUUAAAAAGCUCUAAAAUUGGUGAUUGUCAAGCCUCCAUUAAAGCUGACACAUACUGCUAAUUAGUAUUCAACCUAAUAUGAGUCACUUACGUGUCUGUCCAAGCCUUUGUAAUUGUGAUGAACUGUAGUGGCUGUAUUUGUCAUUGGUGCCACAAUCUAAAACAUGGCAAAUGUAAAGGCUGGGAGCAAAAUCUCAUUAAGCUGUCCAAAAGUGGGACAGCUGCAUUACUUAAGUAGAGUCAAAGUUUGGUGUUUCAGUUUUACGUGUUAAAAGAAUCCAGUUUUUGAUUGUAAUAACUUCACCUCCUCUGAGUUAAGUCCCUCUUUGUCUUUGCAUCUUUCAGGUAAAUGGCCAGAAUGUGGUGAAAGUCGGCCACAGGCAGGUGGUCAACAUGAUCAGACAGGGCGGCAACAGUCUCAUGGUGAAAGUUGUCAUGGUUGCGCGAAACCCUGAACUCGAGGACACAGUCCGCAAGAGAGGUAAAAGUCAAAUUUUCCCUGCAGCUCAUUACCAUCCUAUGUUUAUGAUGUAAUAAUUAAACUGAUUGCAUGUUUACAUGACUCUAAAAGCCUGUUGCAAUGUGGUCGUCAUUGGUGACUGCAUGUUUAUAUGAGAAUACUAAACAUUAAGUCUGCAUUUGGCCCGAUUCCCUUGGCAGCCCCUCAGCAGACUAAGAGACUGACUCCUCCCGCCAUCGCCCUGCGUUCCAAGUCAAUGACAUCAGAGCUGGAAGACAUGGGUAAGAUGAUAGAGGGGGACAAAGGGCUGAAUGCAAAGAAGUAAGAGGAGGGAGGUCUGGAGAGAAUAAGAAGUAAAAAUAAAGUGGGAUUGAAUCUUUUUUUUUAAUGAGAGGACACGUUUGGAAAAGCUUUUCAGGUUGGUUUGCAGCCCCUCUGCAGGAUUACAGUUGAGUUCUGGCCCUAUUAAGGAAACACCACAUUAAUUAUUAAACAAGUUGAUGUAGAGAGAGUCGAGAAAUGAUCCAGUGUAGGUGUGAUUACACAGCUUUUUUUUCCCAGAAUGGGUUUAAUGGAAAUGCUCUAUUGCUUACUUGAUUACCUUUAGAGCAGAAACGCACAAACUAAACAGCUCAGAGAUAUAAACACGAUUACAUGAUUGAUAUGAAACUUGUCUAAUCUCAUCCUUUACAAUUUGCUCUUUUUUUCUGGACCAAAUGUGCUGCACACAGUGGACAAAGGUGGGAGACUCAUGGAUGUAUGUGCUCUCAUUAUCAUUUCCAUCUCCAUCCCUAUCAUCACAUCAGUAUUCAAACCAUCACAUGUUUCUCGAGUAUGUACAUCAUCCUUUUAUCUGAUGAAUACACAUGACUACACAGCACUUCUUGUCACACCUAAUUUUCUGUUUCCCCAUUUAUGCAUGCUACAGCUGCAUCUCCUUGGAAAAAGAAAGCAGGUGAGAAUGAGCCUUUAUCUUUACCCCGAUCAGCCCCUGAGCUCUAAUUAAAAGUCGGCCUGUUUGAUCCUCUUUUUUUUCUCUUUCCUCUUCAGAGUAUGAGUCCUCUCAGGGUCCUGAUAAGAAGAGGACGGUCUAUCAGAUGGCCCUAAGUAAGAAAUCACUCUCGCAGCUCUUGUCACACUGUAAAAGGGUGUUUUUGAAACCUUGAGGGGACAGGAGUGGGCUCACCAAAAUCCUCUUUUCAUGUUCCUGCCUUAUUUUCAUGCUCUCCCUCACUACCUUUCCAUGUUCCUUUUCUUCCUCGCCCUCCUUCUGUUUUUGUUUCAGAUAAACUGGAUGAAAUCUUGGCUGCUGCCCAGCACACCAUUACAUCAGACAACCAAGGCCAGAGAGGUCAUGGAGGCAAGAGGGACAGGAGCAAGAGUAUUGUUCCCAACAUCUCCACUGAGGUACUGCUGGGAAUUCAAAGGAAAUGGUCCUAGAUUGUUGUUAUCAUAUUUUUGGGCCCUGCAGGAAUUUUUAACUUGAUUUCCUCCACCUGAAAAAUAUUCACAAAUAUCGAGCAGCUGAGGACCCCUCUCUAAAAGAGUUUUUUUUAAAGUGCUUUAGGAUGUAGCACAUAUUUAGUCAUGGACGUGACUAAUCCGAGUGUUCCUAUCUAGUAAGCAGCAAGGUCUUCAGCUUUUUUUUUUAGCUGUAUGUGUUCUCCUGCUCGGAAAGCACUUUACAGAAAAUGAUUGACAAUGGACCACCCACACCAAAACAUUUGUUAAGAGUGAGUCAGGUUGAAUCCAUUCAUCUCUGCUCUCCUGCCUGAUACACUUAUACUUGGACUGUCUGCUUUUUCUGUCUUGCACUACACUGUAUAUCAAAUCAAUAUCAACCUAAAUGCUGCUUCAUUUUGAGUGGAUUUUGUCUGAGGAAAUGUUUGAUACACUUUUUAAUCCUCUCUUUACGAUCAUGUGUCUUUUGUUUUCUUUUAAAAAUGUGUUUUGACACCUGAAGCAACCCUAUGAGCAGCAGGCUCCAGUAAGCUUGGUGCAGCACGGACCUGGUUUUGGCUACAACCAGGCUCAUUUUCAACCAGGCCACGGUCAGCAUGCGGUCAUGAUGCGACAAAAAUCUAUUGGUAAGCUCGGACUUGAAGGUUAAAUUUCUGCCCGCAAUGACUGGUCCUUUUUAACAGCCUAUCUCCUUUUUUUUUCUUCAGGUGUAACAGAAGAGGAGAGGCAGUACCUCCACCCACCUGCUAUGAAGCUGGCUCGCAGCCUUUCAGUACCAGGACCGGAGGAAAUCCCCCCACCCCCAAACACAUCUGCCCCAGAUCCACCUUUAUCUGCAGGUCCUCAUCCUGGAAGAGGACCAGCUAUGCCCAUCCCACCUGUAUCUCAAGCCCACUACCAGCUCCACUCACAGCCAGGUCAAGCAGGCUGGGACAGAGGCGGACCAGGUGGUGUUAACCAGCAGGUUAUGGUCCCCACCCUGCGACGACAAUCAGACGGACUGGUUGUAAGAGAUCAAGAUCAAGCGCCUAGGAGAGGUGGCGGCAAGAUGGGAGGUUUACGUAGAGGCUACAGCAGCGCUACACCUCCAACAAGUGCUAAGCCUAAGACCCAACAGGCACAGCAACAUCACCCACAUAUUACGAACCGAGAGCAGGGUGGAGGAGUCAGCAGGGGGACUGCACGGAGAGGCGGUCGAGGAGCUCUGAUGAAGCAAUCAAAAGUUGAAGAUGGGCUGAGACAACACAGGGGAAAAGGGGGUGCUGCCAAAGAGAAGAGCUCCAUCCCUAUUCCUACAAUCAUUGUCAAGGCGCCCUCCACCAGCAGCAGCGGGCGGAGCAGCCAGGGUAGCAGUAUGGAAGCUGAGACCUCUCAGGAUGUAGAAGACCCCGGCCCAGCAGACACCACCACAGACAGCCCCAACACAAGUCUACCCUCACCUCUUAUCCCCUCGCCACCUCAGCCACCAACAUCCUCUUCCUUGCCUUCAUCAGCUGUUGCUCCACCAGCUUCCUUGCAGCAAAACUUGGAACACUUGGAUUACUCUUCAUCAUUUAGUUCAGCCCUCGGAGGGGGAGGAGGAGGAGCACGAAAGGAAAGGGAACGUUUUCGAGAUAUGAGGAGAAAGAGCACUUCGUUCUUUCUUUCAUCUGAAGAGGACAUCCAAGGAGAAGCAGGAGGAGGAGGAGCGGGGGAAGGUGGUGUAGCAUCAGGAGCAAGAACUCAACUUUUACAGGGAUCACAAAUGGAGGUGCCCACCCCUCGGCUACGACCCUCCAAGUCGAUAGAUGAAGGCAUGUUUUCUGGAGACAACUAUAUGAACUAUUCCAGUAGCAUGCCUCCAGCCUUUGGUCUGCCUGAAUAUUCCUCCCCUGUCCUUGGUCAGGACGGUCAGCCAAAGUCCGCUCCGUCAAUGUUUGGUUCCCAGCCUGCCACCACCUUCAUCCACCCACUCACUGGAAAAGUUCUAGACCCCUCAUCCCCUCUCGGCUUGGCUCUAGCUGCACGAGAAAGAGCCCUAAAGGACGACCGCAGGACUCGCAGAGAGGAGAGGCACUUUGGUCGACAACUAUCCACAGUUGGAUCGUUCCCCACCCCUGUCCAGACCCCAACUCCUUCUCUUUUUGCAACCCCAACACAAUCGACCUACACCUCCCCAGUUUCUCUCCACCUGAGCUCCCCCACAGCUACGACCUCCCCUGCACCUAUGAGCCGACCACAGUCACCGAGGAUAUUACGCCUUGGAGGUGGGGGUGGAGAGAGAAUGGAGAGAGAAAAAGAGGGAGGAUCUAGGGAGGGUCUAAGAGUUCGCUUUUCAGAGGACAGGACAAAUCAGUAUUCACCACAGUAUUACCCACAGAGCCCUAGAGAGAGAGAAAGAGAGAAAGAGGUGUAUGACAGCAGACCUGCUCCACCUAUACAGCCUCCUCCACCGCCGACUCAACCUGCACCCCGCAGACCUUCCUUUCUGCAGAUGGAAACCUCUCCCAACAUCACCUACAUCCCUCAGUACACUGGUCCUACAGGGCCAGCACAGGCACAUGAUAUUAUGGAUGAUGCCAGAGCAGCAGCAGCAGCAGGUGGAGGUCUUGGACUGAUGGUUUUGCCUCCACCUGCCCCUUCAAUAGAUGUAGACGAUGAAUUUGUCUUUGCUGAUCCCUUACCUCCUCCGAUACAGUUUGCAAAUGGUAAGAAUGAGAGAAUCCAGCAGCAUCAACUUAGGAAUCAACACUCUGCCGCUCCACCUCCACCUCCACCUCUUCCAUCUUCCAAGACCUCAAACGCCCCCCAGUCCUCCUCACAGGGUGGUGACUCUGCUGCCUCCAGCCUUACAUCCUAUGACAGUGAGGUAGCCAACCUUACCCAGUCAGCUCUCUCUCCAUCAUAUCCAUCCCCACAGGUUUUUUCCUCUUCCUCCACCACCAACACCACCUCCUCUGCAGCUUUACCCGCUACAUCACUGCACAGACCCCAGCCCAUGGCACACUCUCACCCUUAUUACAGCAGCUCUAAUGACUCCUCUGUAGGUGGUCAUCCUCGAGGCCAUGACCGAGGCACUUCUUCCCUGACUUCGACCAUGACCUAUGCUACCACAACCAUGACAGCUACAGCGACCGCCUCCACCACCGCAUCACCAUCAUCUUCUGACUACAGUGUGAACAUAGCAGGGCCCAGAGCUGGUCUUGGUGCGGGGGGAAAAUCUGCAGACCAAACCCAUCACUCUACGGUUACACCCAAGAGCGGAGACUGGCAGGAUGCAGUGGUGGAUUCUGGGAUUGAGGAGCUGGACAGUCACAGCAGCAGUGACCAUCAUCUUGAAAUGCUGGGACUGAGUGGUAUGAGAGGAGAGAGGGGUGGAGGAGGAGGAGGAGAGGGAGAGAACUCAGGUGGGCAAACAUUUGAGGUGCACAGUGCCAAAAUGGCAAACCCUGUGUUUCCAAAGAUGACUCAUUACAAGGAAGGAGGGGGGAGGCUGCCUGUAGCCCUGCGAAGGCAGAACAGCACCAAUCCCGCUCCUUUGCAGCUACAGAGACAAAGCAACCCAGAAGACCCAAGGUUAGACGGAGCUUAUGUGGACGAAAGGAGGCGCAAGCAGGGCCGAUCCAAAAUGGAGGACAAUUUUAACUCCGCGCUUGCUGCUUGCUUAGAGAGGCCCAUGGAUGCUCGAUCAGUUGGUUGGGGCGAAGUUAGCGAGCACGAUAUGGGUGGAGGUGGAGUGCAUAGAGAGGCGAUUGUGUUGGAGGGCCGCAGGCUUCACUCACCUCUUUCAGGUGUGAAGGCGAGCAUCAUCAAUGAGCUGAGCUCUAAGCUGCAGCAGAUGAGUGGUAUGAAGAGCAUGGACGACUGGAGCCACACUCCAAAGUCACCCACCAUACACAGGUUGGCUUGUUUCCAUCAUUCACCACAUAAACUCUACAGAACCUGGAUUUUUAUAUCAGAUGUUUUACGGUUAGGGUUAGGCAUCCUUACCACUCAGAUUUACCUCUUAACAGAAUCUGACAAACAGUUAUUACCCCUUAUACAAAUAUAUGUCUGCUCUAUAUCAAAGAUUUCAAUAUGAGUAAAAAAAUCAUUUCAAUUCUGUGCUGAUCGGGGACCAAUCAGGGGUUUGAUUUCUUGACUUUCCUGGAAGUCAAGACUUCCUGCUUCAGUAAUAACGAAUUUUGAAACUUGAGACCAGUUAAUAGCAUAUAUAUAAUGAAAAGAGAGUUUUUGGAGGGAUUCAUCCAGAUGAAACCAGAUAGAGUGAAGCCUCUGUGUAAGUCACUAUUCACAUCAUAAUUAAGAUCUACCAGAAACAGAAAAACAGGCAUUACUCAGGGGGAUGUAAUGAUCCAAAAACAUGACACAGUUAACUUUGCAGAUGUAUCUGAAGGGGUGAAUUUGGCUGCACUUAUGAUCUGAAAACACAUUUUUCCUUUACAAGUUGCUAAUUGGUCUGUAAACAAAUCAGCACUUUGAAAUAGAAGACUUGGCUGGAAGUCUUUUUUUGCUGUUAGUUAAACUGAUGAUACUAUAAAAAGUUCGCCAUUGUUUCCAGAGGCACGUCUCAUUAUAAGACGAUAGCUGAUGCUUCCUGGGGUGGUCUGUUCAUGAUUUUGAACCAGAAGUCACCAUCUCUGAUCUUUGUUGAUUGUUAUUAGGAUUUAUAUAUGUUCAUAUUUUGUGUCUUUUAGGUAUUCUGCAGACUUCACAGAUGCCUUUCAAAGCCCCCCCUCUGGCCGCUCCACCUCACCAUUGCCCACCUCCUCUCCACAGCAUCGACAGAUCCUGACACCAAAUCUAUCAGCCACCCCUUCGGUCUCCCCUUCUCCUCAUGUCCCAGUCCAGCGCAACUGGACCCGUUCCCCAUCUCCGCAGAUGCCUUCCUCCCCGGUUCACUCACACCCUCCUCAUUCUCCGACCUAUUGCCCGUAUCCGACAUCACCGAAGCAUCGCAAGAUGCGCAGGCAGACCUUUGAUUUCCAGGGCAGCCCCACUAAAGAGAUGCGGUCUUCAGUAUCCCGCCGCCGUGCGCCUAGUCCUCUAAUUUAUAACACUGAACAGCAGAGCCCCACCCCUCCUAGACCUUCCUCUCUCCCCAUCCUUCCCAGUACACCUGUCUACAACAACCCCUUUGAAUUUCCAGGAUCCCUCACUCCUCCUUCGCCUGGCCUCCCUCUUGGAGACCCUUACUCAGCCUCAACUCCUCCACUGUUCUCCCCAUCUGGAGUGCAAAGUCCAAACCCUCUAUACGUCUCCCGCUCUCUCUCCCCCACUCAUUUUCUCUCUGGAGCCUCCUCCCCCAUGCACCUGCCCCCCAGCCCAUCUUGUCUCAACUACCCCCAUCUCACCGCUCCUCCUCCAGCCAAACCCUUUGCUGUGAAGCCUUUACCCUACUGGACCAAGUACGACGUGGCUGACUGGCUAGCUUACCUGAACCUGAGUCAACACCGGGAGCGUUUUAUAGACAAUGAGAUAGAUGGAUCACAUCUGCCUUCGCUCACUAAGGAUGACUUCUUGGAUCUUGGAGUGACACGUGUGGGACAUCGAAUGAACAUCGAGAGGGCUCUGAAGAAACUCACAGACAGGUGAGGGAGGACCGAUAGACUCUGGAACACGUAGAGGCAACGGGGUCAAAGUUCAUAAAAAAUCACCAGAUAGUGAAGGAAAGUCAAUGUGUCUUAUAUCUUUGAUAUAAGUUAGCUUUGUCACCCCCUCUUUGCUCUUCAGACUUAUAUAUUUUUAAAUAAGUUAUCCCAUCAUAUCUCAUCUCCUUCUCUUUAUUAACCUUUUUUAAUCACCCAUAUUCAGUUUACUUCAUCUUUAUUUCAUUUCCGCCCAUUCUUAUCCUUUCAUUUGCCCUCUCCCCAGGCGGCUCUCCUCUCCCUUGCAUGUCUCUACUUCUCCCCGAGACACAGACUGA